This is a messenger RNA of Nasonia vitripennis (jewel wasp), 1999 nucleotides long. RefSeq lists its product as uncharacterized. The coding region runs from base 708 to 1052 and encodes 114 amino acids. Lineage: Eukaryota; Metazoa; Arthropoda; Insecta; Hymenoptera; Pteromalidae. The record is from RefSeq and is a predicted model, not a curated record. The transcript has 2 exons.
AUGUGUUAGGACCGUGAAGUUAGCCGCACAGCUAUAUGCAGAUGGGGAUUUCUUUCUUAAGAAAAUAUAAUAAUAUUGUAAGGAGAUUAUCGAUGUGGCUCUAUUGCUUGUGCGAAGUAGUGAGUUGCUCGAUAAUUUUUGGACUUGUUUCACCUGGUAUACGGUCGCCACCUGCUUGUUGUGUACAAGCAGGAAAAUACUUUGAGUAUAUUUGUUAAUACAAGUGGAUAUCACUUGAUUACCCCUGCUACAGAUAUUUCCUGGCUGAGAUUAUUGGAGCUGGUAAUUGAUUGGUAACACUUUUUUAUUAAUUUAAAUACACUUGAAUUUUAUUUUUAUAUAACUAAUUUAACAAUAUGUCGCGUUGUUAAUGCGGAGCACAAUCACGCUCUACGUUUACAAUUGCGUUUCGCAUUUUAAUAAUAUUCGCAGGAGCUCUCUGUUCGCUAAAGCUGUGAAUUCGUAACUGGUCGUUUAAAAUGCGUUUGUCCCUUUGGAUGUGGUGCUCUUUGGCCUCAUCCAAGGGGAUACCUGGAUCUCCUUACACGCCCGCCUGCCAAGAAAAAACGUCGAAUUUGUGGACUUCUUCUUGGCGCUUCUCCAAGGUUUUUCUUUGGCACUCUCGUAGGGACGACUACUGGACGACAACAGGAAGCGACAUAUCCUCACAAACGCAAAAGCAGCCAGGGUUGGAAAUUCGGGAGUGAAUGGGGUACAGGUUUUCACACACCUCUGCUCUUCUCCUUGGUCGUCGUCGCCUGGACGCUCAGCAGGAUGAUGGCCAGCUGUUCCAGUGUGAAGCCCUUCUCGUCGAACUCUGGAUCCAGCUGCUUAAUUUUCCUAGACAGUGCUGCUCGCUGAUUCCUUCUCCUUAUUCGCUUGGAUUGGUCGAAUGCCUUUUGUUUGCCAGUUUUUUUAUUAUCUUUCCUGUGCCGUCUCUACGCCAUGUGGGAAUUAUCUCCAUAAUAAUUUCACCUAUUUUGCAGGUCGUGUACAUUGGUGAAUUCCUGCUAAAGCACUCGUCAUUUGCAUCAUUGGGGCUCGUCGUCUAGGAUUGUGGCAGUCCUAGUGGCUGUGUCAUCGUUAAUGGUAUUACUGGGUGAUUCUGCACAGGCCCUGUGACACUUAGAGUGUCUUUCUCUACUUUUGAGCCACUAUCAGCUCCUGUGAAGUGUGUGCUGGUGUAAUGUCCCACGUUUAUACUCUUAAAUUAUAUAUUUGUACAUCCUGCGAACAGGCAAUCAUGUGAGCACGUAGAGAGUGCAUACGACUCGCAGGUACAUCCGACUGCGACAUUGCACAACCAAGCGCCGAAAAUCGGAGCGAGUGCUCUGACCUCUGUGUCAGCACUCCUCGUGCGCGUGAAAGACGACAGCAAGGCGUACGCGUCGAUCCUUUGUGGUGAAUGCUGAUUGGACUGAUUUCAUAACUGCGUGAAUCGGUGUCGAGGCUUUAAAAACCCCGUAGCCGAUCCACGCAGUGCCUUUUUGCGUAGAGAUUUACUCACUGGCGGCUACAACUGAUUCUAAGGUGAAGUGGCGGUGUUUGCUAGUGUUAGUGUUUGAAGCGUGCUAAAUCCGUCCAACACCUUGGGAGCAUGCUAAAUCCGUCCCUUAGCAUAGAAUACACCGACACCGGAAAGCCCUUUGAAUACAGAUCAGUACCACAGAGAGAAUAACAAGCUAAGGACCGUCGAAUGGAAUCUCCGGCGUUAGCAAGAGUAGUUGACCAUCCUCAUUUUAAAUUGCCACGUGAACGCGUGUAGAUCGUACAGUCAGCAUUUGCCACAAAGGGUGAUUAGAACCAUCUAAAGUGCGCAGGAUUAUAAUAAUAGUAAGUUGUUAAGAUAAAUCAUAGCUACUUUACAAUUAAUAACUAAAUACGACUGUAAAACGACAACAUCCUAAGCUAAAUAUAGCGAAACUCCGUCAACUUUGUAAACUGAACGUCUGUGAAGUGCUCUGGGCCAAUAAAAACAUAACAAUCAAUAUAAAUAAAA